AUGGCUUCAAGAUGCUUCCAGCUAGCAAUGGCUGCAGAUCCGAAUCAUGCGGAAAGCGUAUGCAACCUAGGUGUUCUCCAAAUGCGGGACGGUAAAAUAGAUCAAAGCCGAUCGCUUUUCCAGUCUGCUAUCGAGAAAGGACCGUAUCUGUUCGAACCCUGCUACAAUCUCGCUUUGCUUACUUAUCAAGUAAAUACAUAUUAA
Molecule: messenger RNA, 204 nt
Organism: Gongylonema pulchrum
Lineage: Eukaryota; Metazoa; Nematoda; Chromadorea; Rhabditida; Gongylonematidae
Source: the annotation of a GenBank genome assembly